Effrenium voratum is the source of this 2246-nucleotide messenger RNA. The record is from the annotation of a GenBank genome assembly. NCBI's taxonomy places the organism in Eukaryota, Dinophyceae, Suessiales, Symbiodiniaceae.
AGGAGGGUGAAGAUGACGAAGAGGAGUCCAACUGUCCGCUCUCCCCACAGCGGGAGGUUUUGAAGUCAAGACGCGGUUCACCUACAUGACCUGUCGCCUUCACGGCUUCGACGUGCGGGAUGGGCUAGGUCUGGGGGACGCGGCAAAUCUCACAGGCUUCAGAUGUGACCAUGGAUACGACCAUAGAGGAGAUCACCCGCAUUGACUCGAAAACGGCGCGGGUGAGCUUCGACUCCGCCGCCGCCUUCCUCUCGACGGCGCAAAGCUCGCGCACGGCUUCGAGGGAAAACCCUCGGCAGCCGCUUUGGGUGAAGUCGGAGUCGGAGGUGUCUGGAAUGAUCAGCUCCCCGCCGCUCAGCCCCUUGCGCCUUCCGCCUUCGCUGGCACGGAUCCACGACGCCUGGGAUGGCGACUUCGAGAACCGCAAGACCAGCCACGACCCCUCGCGGCGCCUGAAGAAGAUCAGCACCUCCCGGGCCGAAGCGAGGCCCAGCUGCUUGGUGCUGAGGCCGAAUAGCGCGCUUUGCCUGAUCUGGGAUGUGGUGUGCCUGCUCGCCACCAUGCACGACAGCGUGAUGAUUCCUCUGCUCUCGGCCUUCGAAAUCGACCCCUCGGGGUGGCCGGAGAUCAUGGCGGCGGUGAGCGGCGCGGUGUGGCUGCUGGAUGUGUUCCUGGCCUUCUUCCGGGGGUUCCUGAACAUCCGCACAGGCUUUGUGGAGAUGCGGCUGCCGCAGAUCGCCUUCCACUACCUCACCGGGUGGUUUGUGCCGGACAUUGCUCUCCUGUCCUUGGAUGGCCUCGCGAUGUUUAUGCAGGACCAGCAGACCUUAGAGUCGCUCACGCUGCUUCGGCUCUUCCGGAACCUGCGCUUGCUGCGACUUUUGAAGAUGACCGGGCGACUUUCCUUGCUCCGAGAGGUAUUCGCGAGCCUGGACUAUGGGGUGGAAUGGGCCUCCGUCCAGAUGGAGACGGCGGUGAGCGUUCUGAAACACCUCACAUUGAUUGCAUUGAUGUGUCACUUUACCGGCUGCGCCUGGUAUGCCCUGGGCAGAUAUGAAGACACCAGGUCCUGGGUGGAGGUGCACCUCGCCGAUCGGCUGGCAGAAGAUUUGCCCACCGACGCGGGGUACUUCUACAUCACCUCGGUGCACUGGGCACUGACGCAGUUUACCCCGGCGGCCACGGAGAUUGGCGCCGUCUCUGGGCCGGAGCGCGUCUUCAGCGUGACGGUGAUUUUGGCGGGCCUCACUUUAUACAGCUUCUUCCUGGGAUCUAUCAACCAGUCUCUCAGCAAGCUUCGGAGCAUGACGGCCCAGGAGUCCCGGCAGAACAUGCUGGUGCGACGCUACAUCAGCGAGAAGAAGUUGUCUUUGGACUUAGCGGCAGACAUCUUGACCUGCAUACGCCAACGCGGACUGGGCAAGGCGAGCAGCAAGAUUGUGUUCAGGGACAUCAAGGUGCUGGAGAGUUUGCCUCAUCGCAUCCUGCAACAGUUGCAACUGGAAGUCGGGGUGCCCAUCCUCGAGAGCCACGCCAUGAUGAAGCACUUGCUGGCGCUCUCCCGGGAUGUGGGCGCGUUGUGCCGGAAGGCGCUGGUGGAGCUCAGUAGCUUCUACGGGGAGGAGUUGUUCUCCGCCGGAGGCUCUGGGGACCACAUGUACUUCCUCCGUGACGGACGCCUGGGCUACCGCGUGGACUGGACGGAGCACCUGGCGCCGGGCGCGCGAGUGGGCGAGACCUGCCUGUGGCUCAAGUGGGAAUACCGGGGCCAGAUGACCUGCGCGGACCAGCACUCGCACCUCUUCCAGCUGAAUGCGGAGACCUUCCGCAAGGUGAUGUGCCGGAGCCAUGAGGCGGAGGUGUGCGCCACCUACGCGCGGCUGUUUUUUAAGGCGCUGACGGAGUGCGAGGAGGCCUCGGACCUCUUCGGGGACGACGCGCAGGUGGCGCAGAUCAUGCGCUGGGUCCGCAGCUACCAGAUGUCCGCGGUGAGCUUGGCGCAGACUUUAGGCCCGGUGGCCUUGGGCAACGUCUUCGCGGCCUGGCGGGGCCUGAUCAAGGGGAAGGAGAGAGCGCAACCUCGAGCCAGCCCCAUGUGCUGCCUUCCAUUCCCCAAGGCGCAUGCCCGACAUGCCCAGCGCCAAGAUAGUUUGUAGGUCUGGGUGUCUAAAAUAGGACUCGGGUGUCUUCUUUUAGGGGACACCCCCCAAAACUGUGGCUUUCUUGUUGGUUUCUCUCUUGGUUUG